Cyclopterus lumpus (lumpfish) is the source of this 1458-nucleotide messenger RNA. It is a transcript of the gene nr2f5, whose product is annotated as nuclear receptor subfamily 2, group F, member 5. The coding region runs from base 143 to 1357 and encodes 404 amino acids. NCBI's taxonomy places the organism in Eukaryota, Metazoa, Chordata, Actinopteri, Perciformes, Cyclopteridae. Gene Ontology annotation, molecular function: RNA polymerase II cis-regulatory region sequence-specific DNA binding; zinc ion binding; nuclear receptor activity. The record is from RefSeq and is a predicted model, not a curated record. The transcript is spliced from 4 exons. Gene Ontology annotation, biological process: cell differentiation; anatomical structure development; regulation of transcription by RNA polymerase II.
AUUCCAUACACGCGCGCGCAGGUUGACCUCUGCAGAGGAAGUGGGAAGCGCCUUGUUUUCCUCUCCGAGACGUCGGGACGGAUCUCUAUCACUCACGCGCUCUCCUGUGAUUUUAACAAAGACCAAAGUGCUUGGGGAUAGCAUGGCAAUGGUAGUAAACCAGUGGCCAGAGAACAUUUCUGCAGAUCCGGGGUCCCAGCUCCAGAUAUGCGGCCAGGAGCCCGGCGGGGCGCCGGGAACCCCCAACGGGUCCACCCCGGGGAACGACGCACUUUCCGGGGACAAGAUCCCCAACGUGGACUGCAUGGUGUGCGGGGACAAGUCCAGUGGGAAGCAUUACGGCCAGUUCACCUGCGAGGGAUGCAAAAGCUUCUUUAAGCGCUCGGUGAGGCGGAACCUCUCGUACACCUGCCGGGGGAACCGAGACUGUCCCAUCGACCAGCACCACCGGAACCAGUGCCAGUACUGCCGGCUGAAGAAGUGCCUCAAAGUCGGCAUGCGAAGAGAGGCUGUUCAACGAGGACGCACAUCGAACUCCCAGAGCAGCCCGGGACAGUACCUGACCAACGGCACCGACCCGUACAACGGCCAGCCCUACCUGUCCGGCUUCAUCUCCCUGCUGCUGCGCGCAGAGCCCUACCCCACCUCUCGCUACGGGGCCCAGUGCAUGCAGGGAAACAACCUGAUGGGCAUCGAGAACAUCUGCGAGCUGGCGGCCAGGCUGCUCUUCAGUGCUGUCGAGUGGGCCAAGAACAUCCCUUUCUUCCCCGAUCUGCAGCUCAUGGACCAGGUGGCGCUGUUGCGCAUGUCAUGGAGCGAGUUGUUCGUCCUCAACGCCGCCCAGUGCUCCAUGCCGCUCCACGUGGCCCCUCUACUGGCAGCUGCAGGCCUGCACGCGUCGCCCAUGUCAGCGGAGCGCGUGGUGGCUUUCAUGGACCACAUCCGGGUCUUCCAGGAGCAGGUGGAGAAGCUGAAGGCCCUGCAGGUCGACACGGCAGAAUAUUCCUGCCUCAAGUCCAUCGUGCUCUUCACGUCUGAUGCUAUGGGGCUGUCAGACGUCACCCACGUGGAGAGCAUCCAGGAGAAGUCCCAGUGCGCCCUGGAGGAGUACGUAAGGAACCAGUACCCCAGCCAGCCCAACCGCUUCGGACGCCUCCUCCUCCGCCUGCCCUCCCUGCGCAUCGUGUCCUCCCCGGUCAUCGAGCAGCUGUUCUUCGUCCGCCUGGUGGGCAAGACGCCCAUCGAGACUCUGCUCCGCGACAUGCUGCUCUCGGGCUCCAGCUACAACUGGCCCUACAUGCCCACGGUGCAGCGCGACCGGCCCAUCUCCCUCCACUACAACGAGAACGGGCCCUGAGGUGGAGAGGCAGCGAGACAGGAGACGCUGUGGGAGAAAGGCUGGACGUCCAUCUGACUCCUCAUCCACCCACCCUCCAAUCCACCCAUCCACCCAUCCAC